ACAGGUGACCGGAGAACAAUUAUUCGAAAAUUGGAAUUUUUUACAUGUGUCAGUCAAAACUGUUUUGUAAAACGUUGCACGUUAGUAGCUGGCACAAGCAGGUAUUAUCAGCUGAUAGAACUAAUCCCAAUUGAUGGAGCCCAGCAUAAAAAAAUGUAGAGCUCACAUGUUUUUUUUUAAUUAAUAAAUAAAAAUUGUUUCUUUUGUAAUUUGUUUUUAAUUUUUUUAUAGUAAGCGACUAAUUUCUAAUACUAAACAUAACUUUUAUAAAAUAUAUAUUUAAUAUUAUACUAUCGACAUGAGUCGUUUAGUUAGGAAUAUUGAAAACAUCGUAACUCUCAAUAAACUCGGAAUCGAUUCUCUAGAUGUCUCGGGGAGAAGAGUAUUGAUGAGAGUAGAUUUCAAUGUGCCGCUGCAGAAAGGCAGAAUCGCCAACUUGCAACGUAUAGUAGCCGCACUGGACAGCAUAAGAUACGCACUCAAUGAAGGCGCCAAAUCGGUCGUGCUGAUGUCGCACCUUGGUCGACCUGCCGGCAACAGAGACCCCAGGUUCUCCCUGAAACCGGUUGCCAAUCAGUUGCAAACACUACUCAAUCGUGAAGUCGAGUUCAUGAACGACUGUGUCGGCAACGAAGUUGAGGACUGCUGCACGGAUCCCAGCCCGGGUAAGGUUGUUAUGUUGGAGAACUUACGUUUUCAUGUUGAAGAAGAAGGGAAAGGUGUAGAUCGUGAAGGGUAUAAGGUGGUAGCUGACCCGAGUGAAGUGAAACGAUUUAGAAACUGUUUGAGUAAGUUGGGAGAUGUGUAUGUGAAUGAUGCCUUUGGAACAGCCCAUAGAGCUCAUAGCUCAAUGAUAGGUGAAGGAUUUGAGCUGAGGGCGGCAGGAUUCCUCAUCAAAAGAGAGCUCGCUUACUUUUCACAAGCACUCAACAAUCCUAAACGACCUUUACUAGCGAUACUGGGAGGUGCAAAGGCGGGCGACAAAAUAUAUCUAGUCGAAAAUCUUCUAGACAUAGUUGACAAUUUAAUGGUGGCUGGUGGUAUGGCAUACACGUUUCUAAAAGUGAUCGAAGGAAUGGAAAUAGGAGCGUCAGUGUACGACCCAGAAGGUAGUAAAAUUGUAAAAAGACUCCUAGAUAAAGCUGAUCGGAACAAUGUGAAAAUCCAUCUACCUGUUGAUUUUGUAACAGCCGAAAAAUUAGCAGAGGAUGCCAGCGUUGGUGUGUCCACUGUGAAAGACGGAAUACCGGAGGGAUUGAUGGGCCUCGAUAUAGGACCAAAAUCCAGGGAAUUGUUCAGAGACACGAUUUCCAAAUCGAAGACGAUUGUAUGGAAUGGCCCGGCGGGGGUGUUUGAGUUGGAGAACUUCUCGGGGGGCACCAGAGCUAUAAUGGAUGCAAUGGUGGAUGCCACUCGGAAUGGGUCGACGACUAUUAUAGGGGGUGGUGAUACGGCCACAUGUGCUGCAAAGUGGAGAACAGAGCAUUUAGUCAGUCAUGUCAGCACGGGCGGUGGAGCGAGUUUGGCCCUGCUUCAGGGAACAGUUCUACCUGGCGUUGCCGCUUUAACUAAUGUUUAA
Molecule: messenger RNA, 1579 nt
Organism: Nilaparvata lugens (brown planthopper)
Lineage: Eukaryota; Metazoa; Arthropoda; Insecta; Hemiptera; Delphacidae
Product: phosphoglycerate kinase-like
Exons: 1
Coding region: 299-1579 (426 amino acids)
Biological process (GO): glycolytic process; gluconeogenesis
Cellular component (GO): cytosol
Molecular function (GO): ATP binding; phosphoglycerate kinase activity; ADP binding
Source: RefSeq, a predicted model, not a curated record